AUGCCUCUGCACGGUCUUCUCCCCAAGCCCCUCCCGAGUGACCUUUUGAUGGUCGGCCAACUCCUAACACAUCCACUCCACCCCGAACGCGAAUGCUUCUAUUCGAGCUCAGCGCACGAAGAAGUCGACGAUCUUAACGACUACCACAUUCAGCUUCGAUACAAAGAUCUGUACAGCCUUGACCAGGAGGGACGCUUCCUGACCAACUAUGGCGCCAAGUUCGAGCUUGGAAGGAUAUACAGGCAGCCGAAACUGCUCACAGUCAAGGCUGAGCAGAUGAUUCAGAGAACGAGUCAGGACCCCACAGCAGCCUUCCAGGCCGUUUGCAACGACCCAGAGGCGCGCACCUGGAUCUACGAUACCGUCAAGGCUGGCAAGCCGCUAUACAUUGUCAUGGGUAUCACAGAGUUGAAGAACGCUGUUUUCAAGCGGGCAAGGCUUCAAGACGCAGGCGCGUCAAACCGUCUAAACGAGGUGCCCAUUGGCAAGGACGAUAAAGUCCCAAAGCCUCUACAAAGGACCGCUAUCUCGGAUUCAGGCCUGGGGGGCAUUGGCAGCGAGCCGCAGAUUUCCGGCGUAUUCGGCAUGGACGUUCGACGCAUCACGGCCAAGAUCACAACACCGGCAGCGCCUCACGAGUUGUCUGACCUGAAGUAUCGAUGGAUCUACUUCGAUGUUGCUGGCAACGAGACAAAGGAACAGCUCAUGAUCGGUCUCGGUGAGCAGCUCAAGGCCAACGAGCUGCGACUUAUGCUCGACCUAUCUGAGGACGAUGUACAAGGCAACAUGGAAGCAAUCAGCAAGCUGAGUCUCGAUGCGUUGAGCGCUGCGGCUAGCCCCAUGCUGCGCCCCAGCUCGCCGGCUCUCCGCGGCCGAUCACCUUCACCGAACCCCGCGAUGCUACGAACUCAGCACUGA
This is a messenger RNA of Didymella exigua CBS 183.55, 918 nucleotides long. RefSeq lists its product as uncharacterized. The record is from RefSeq and is a predicted model, not a curated record. The transcript is spliced from 2 exons. The coding region runs from base 1 to 918 and encodes 305 amino acids. Lineage: Eukaryota; Fungi; Ascomycota; Dothideomycetes; Pleosporales; Didymellaceae.